This is a messenger RNA of Magnolia sinica, 2172 nucleotides long. Its product is annotated as protein ZINC INDUCED FACILITATOR-LIKE 1-like. Gene Ontology annotation, biological process: transmembrane transport. The record is from RefSeq and is a predicted model, not a curated record. The transcript has 17 exons. Lineage: Eukaryota; Viridiplantae; Streptophyta; Magnoliopsida; Magnoliales; Magnoliaceae. Gene Ontology annotation, molecular function: transmembrane transporter activity. The coding region runs from base 123 to 1589 and encodes 488 amino acids.
AAAUCGCGAUUUGUGGAAAUCUCAUUUUGGGUUUCUCUCCUCCAUUACAAAUUGCGAUUUGCAGGAAUCUUUUUUUAUAUUUUUAUUUAUUUAUAAAUUCCAAGGAGAGUAGAGUGUUUGGCAUGGGAGACAGAAGAGAACCCUUGUUGAAGAAGAACCAGGUCUACUAUGAGAACUGUCCAGGGUGUAAGCUGGAUCGGAUCAACGAGACUCGGACUGGAAUCCCGCUGAAAGAAUUCAUAUACGUUUGGAUUGCAGCACUCUGCUCUUCUUUGCCGGUAUCAUCGCUGUUUCCGUUCCUGUACUUCAUGAUCAGAGAUUUUCAUAUUGCCAAGGAGCAAGAUAUAGGCUUCUAUGUAGGCUGUGUAGGAGCUGCUUUUAUGCUCGGAAGAGCUUUCACUUCCGUCUUAUGGGGAGUGGUGGCGGAUCGGUACGGCCGAAAACCGGUCGUAUUGCUGGGUGUUCUUUCAGUGAUUGUUUUCAAUACACUGUUUGGCCUCAGUUUAAACUUUUGGAUGGCAAUUUCGACCAGAUUUCUGCUUGGGUGUUUCAAUGGCAUACUGGGCCCAAUAAAGGCGUACGCUUCAGAAGUGGGCCACCGAGAACAUCAAGCCCUAGGAUUGUCAAUUGUUAGCACCUCAUGGGGCAUUGGUUUGAUUAUUGGGCCAGCUAUUGGAGGUUUCUUAGCACAGCCCGCUGAGAAGUAUCCGAAUCUGUUUUCGAAGGAUUCUCUGUUUGGGAGGUUUCCGUACUUCUUACCAUGCCUUUGCAUAUCUUUCUUUGCUGUCAUUGUGUUAAUUGCUUGCUUCUGGCUUCCGGAAACAUUGCACAUGCACAGGGGGAAGAACAAAGAAGAAAAAAAUACGAAUGAGGCUCUCGAAGCCUCUUCACAUGGCAAUCGUGUGAAAGAAAGUGUCGAAGAAGGAGCAGCUGAUGGAAAAGGACCGGCUUCUAAGGAUAAAAGCCUCUUCUUGAAUUGGCCUUUAAUGUCAUCUAUCAUUGUAUACUGUGUUUUCUCACUUCAUGAUAUGGCUUACACAGAGAUAUUCUCAUUAUGGGCUGUGAGUGAUAGAAAGUAUGGAGGAUUGAGCUACUCAUCACAAGAUGUUGGCACGGUGCUCGCAUUCUCAGGCUGUGGUCUUUUACUGUUUCAACUGUUCCUAUAUCCAAUGGUUGAGAAGAUCCUUGGGCCCAUCAUGGUGUCUCGCCUUGCAGGGAUUAUAUCUAUACCGUUGCUGUCGAGUUACCCCCUGAUUGCUCUGCUCUCCGGGAUCUCUCUUUCAAUUGUUCUAAAUUUCGCUUCUCUGUUGAAAAACGUUUUCUCUGUGACUAUUGUGACCGGAAUAUUCCUCCUGCAAAACAACGCUGUGCCCCAACAUCAAAGAGGAGCUGCAAAUGGACUUUCCAUGACUAUAAUGUCCAUUUUCAAAGCAAUUGGUCCAGCUGCAGGAGGUGCUCUGUUUGCUUGGGCACAAAAGCAUCAGGACUCUAUGUUCCUCCCAGGUGAUCAGAUAGUUUUCUUUGUUUUAAAUGUGGUGAUGCUGGCUGGAGUGAUUUUGACCUUCAAACCCUUUCUAGCUCAGGCUUAGAUUACAAAAGCACCGUUCUAAUCUUGAAUUAUCGAAAUCAAAUCAAGAUUAAGGUCUUGGUACAACAAGGUUAGAUGCAAAUGCCUGAUCCAGUGGAUAACUUCCAAACAUUCAUGUGCAUGUGACAUCCAAACCAUCCAAUCAGUUUUCAACAUAAUGAAGAUCACAUAGCGUGAAAAUAAGCCACAUCCACUCAUUGAGUGUACCACACUUCUAUUUUGAUACAUAUCAAUUUUUAGACAUUUUUUUGGUGGGGCCCACUUGAAUAUCAGUGGAUGAAACUGAUCUUUACACAGAGUAAUCCACGUGGUGGAGGUAACCCAUUGGAGGAGUUGCAUGUUGCACUCAAACGAAAGAUCAAAAGUUCUGUGGUGGGUGGACGGUAAGUAAUGGUAAACCCGGCUGGACCUGAUACAUUCCCCUUUUUAUCACACUAGCAGCUUGGAAAUGUGAUUUUUCUUGGGGGUGUUAUUUUGUAUUUUAAAAAGCUGGACCAUGCAUGUAGUAUACACCAUGGAGUGGAUGGAUAUAUUUCUUAGUAUUUGAAGGUUGGAUGGCCAUUCGUUUUCUAAUGAAAGGUGAU